Mercurialis annua (annual mercury) is the source of this 1912-nucleotide messenger RNA. RefSeq names its product protein WHAT'S THIS FACTOR 9, mitochondrial. The transcript has 4 exons. The record is from RefSeq and is a predicted model, not a curated record. Bases 396 to 1688 code for a protein of 430 amino acids. Gene Ontology annotation, molecular function: RNA binding. Lineage: Eukaryota; Viridiplantae; Streptophyta; Magnoliopsida; Malpighiales; Euphorbiaceae.
AAUAACACUCAAACAACAGACGCCGCCGGCCUCAUCUAUAGCGACGGAGAAGCCGCUGUCAACAAAAGCAGUAGAAGGCGGCGCCGUUACCGUCAACAACAGGAAGAGUUCCUGCUUGCGUUCGUGCAAUUCUUCGUCACCUAGAAUGUAUUUCAGUUUUGCUGAGUGGUUCCUAUCUUAUGGUUUGGUCACAUAAUCACUAUCUUCAGCAUCGUCUAAUUCAUCAUUAUGACGUUGGAGCAUAAGCACUUCCCAUUCUUUCUGGAAAAUAAAGAAUUUGACGCGAAACCUCAAGAACACAACAUCAGUUGCCCAUAAAUUUUUAACUUUAGCUUUAACUUUUGGGGUUUCAGAAACAAUUAUAAAGAACUGUGAAAAGUAAAGUUAAUGAAAAGAUGAAAUCCUUAAUUACAAUACGGAAGUUAUUACUAUCCAAUAUUUCAUUCGAAGUCAACAGCACAAGAAGCAAUAAUCUUCAUUAUUGUUUUCUUCAAUAUAGAUCAAUAGUGAAGGUUCGGCUUAAGUGGGUAAAAAAUCGUGGCUUAGACCAUAUAAUUGAUAGAGAAACUGAUCUUAAAGCAGCUUGUUUACUAAAGGACGCAAUUAAGCGUUCUCCAACUGGAUUUCUCACUGCCAAGUCUGUUGCUGAUUGGCAAAAGCUCCUUGGCCUUACUGUUCCUGUUCUUCGCUUCCUGCGCAGGUACCCGACUCUCUUUAAUGAAUUUCCGCACGCCCGUUAUGCUAAUUUGCCUUGUUUUCGAUUAACGGAUACCGCACUCCUGCUAGAUUCACAAGAACAAAGCAUACACCAUAAUUAUGAGACUGAUACUGUGGAAAGGCUUUCUAGACUGCUUAUGAUGAUGAAAACUAGGACAGUUCCCUUGAAAUCUCUGCAUCCAUUGAAGUGGGACCUCGGGUUGCCAGAUAAUUUUGAGAGAAUAUUAAUCCCCAAGCAUACCGAUAAUUUUCAAUUUGUGAAGGCAUCAAAUGGUGUGAGCUGCUUACGGCUUGUGAAAUGGCAAGAAGAUUUUGCCGUUUCUACAUUGCAGCAGAAUAAUGAGAACAAAGAAAUAGGCAACGAGUACCAGAAAUUCAAGAGGGGACAGACGACUUUGGCGUUCCCAAUGAGUUUUCCACGGGGGUAUGGAGCACAAAAGAAGGUGAGAGCAUGGAUGGAGGAAUUUCAGAAGUUACCUUAUAUUUCUCCAUAUGAGGACUCAAGACAGAUCGACCCAGAUAGCGAACUCAUGGAAAAGCGGGUAGUUGGGGUUUUGCAUGAGCUUUUGAGCCUGACCAUUCAUAAGAAGACUAAGAGAAACUACUUGAGGAGCAUAAGAGAGGAAUUGAUUCUUCCGCAUAAAUUUACUCGUUGGUUUACAAGGUAUCCAGGAAUUUUCUACCUCUCAUUGAAGUGUAAGACAACGACAGUCGCCCUUCGAGAAGGUUAUCAACGGGGAAAACUGGUUAAUCCCCAUCCUCUUGCUCGUUUAAGAGACAAGUUUUAUCAUGUAAUGAGAACUGGACUUCUUUAUCGGAACAAAGGUGAAAAUGCGAUACCUCAAGACAUUUUGCUGAAUGAUGUCGAGGAUGAGACUGGAUCGGAUGGCUCUGAUGGGGAAGAGGAUGAAAUAGGUGAUGACUGCUACGAGAUAACCUCUGACAUCGAGGAUGAGUCCGAUAGCGAAUAGUUUUUGUUCAACACAGUCAACAAUCUCUCUCCAGGAGAGACGCAAAUGAUCCUCUAAUAUUAAGGUAAGGAAAAAUAGAUAAUACUGACUGAGCAAAAAAAUAGUUUAUUGCUAGAUUAUUCACUGCUGUAGAUGGCAUUUCCUGCUUUUCCCGGAAUUGUGUUCUUCAGCAGCAUUGGUAAUAUUAUGCAAUCAUUUGAAAAGAAGUAGGAAGCGAUUUUGUA